Lemur catta (Ring-tailed lemur) is the source of this 1601-nucleotide messenger RNA. RefSeq lists its product as uncharacterized. The coding region runs from base 1 to 1548 and encodes 515 amino acids. The record is from RefSeq and is a predicted model, not a curated record. The transcript is spliced from 12 exons. NCBI's taxonomy places the organism in Eukaryota, Metazoa, Chordata, Mammalia, Primates, Lemuridae.
AUGCGAUGGAGCCACGGGCGAGGGGGCACCACGAGGUGCGGGGCCGUCCGGACGGUGACCACGGGGGCGGACGGCGGCCAGGGCUCCGUCCCCCUGACCUUGCGCGUCCUGUGCGGGCCCUGGGCGGAAGGGGUGUCGGUCUGCCUGCUGGCCGACUCGGGGCGCACGGUCGUCGGGCUGUUCCCACCCGGCUCCGGGCGCCAGCGGGCUCUGGACUGCAGCCCAGCGCGGGCCCUCUCCUUUGUGUCUGCGCCCUCUGCCCGGUCUGGCCCGCCAGCUCCCGCUACGGGUCCCGCAGUCCGGAGCGUGCCAGGGAAGGCCUGGGCAGAGGCCCCGCCCGAGCAGGCCUGCAUUCCAGGUCUCAGAUCCCCACCGGCCACCAUGGGGGAGGCACUGGCAGGCCUGCCCGACACUCUUUCCCUGUUGCACUACUGUGGGCCACUGGGAAGCAGUGCAAUGAUGAAAGGGCAUCGGGCGCAUGCGCAGAACGCGGGCAUUGUCACGUGCGGCCGAGGCUCGCGGGGAGGGCCCCGCCCCCGGCCUGGGCGCGGAUCGGCCGGGGAGCCCGCGUCCGCGCGCGGCUGCGGGGGAGCGAGUGGGCAGCCAGGGCGCGCCGGCAGCCCCGCUCGGAUGGAGGUCUUAGACGAGUUCGACAGCGCGUUCCCCCAGAGCGUGACCUUCUGCCAGCUCAUCUCCGAGGAGGACUUCGAGAGGCAGGCGGCGACCUACACCGACCGCGCCCUGCGCCGCCUCUUCCGCAGCCUCGACCGCAACCCGGCGCUGGCGGAGAGGGUGGUGCGCAAGGGCAAGCAGGCCGAGCUGGAACGGCGCGGGCUCGCCUCCUUCCUCUGGGCGAAGUUUUUCAGUGCUGUCCAGGGGGAUCUGAACCACUGCAACAGCAUGGGUGCCCUGGAGAUGCACCAGCGCCUCGAGAAGCUGAAGCGAAGCAUCCACCGCGUGCACCUCUACUCCCGGGAUGCCAAGAAGAGGAGAAGGAAGCUAAAAUUGAAGAAACCAGAGCCCAUCCUCCUACGGGACCAGUCGACCUCCCUGUGCCCGCCACCAACCCUGCUGCCACCUCCACCACUGCUGCCAUCACCACCUGCCACCACCAAGGCCUCCCUGGUGGCCCCGUCACCCCCUGUUUACACCAUGCCCAGGGUCUUUGGCCCCUUCCCUCCACUGCCCAGCAAGUCGGUGGAGAAUUUGGAAACUGCAAGGUCUGAAGGGAAAUUAAACUGGAAUGGCCUGUCGCCAAACCCCAAGAGCUGCAUGAUUGACCUGACCCCCUUGGUCCUCAACCCUGGAGGCUUCCAUUUCUUGUACUUGGCUGGCAACAGUGCGCGCAAGCUCCAUUGCCCCACCUUCCCCUGGAACUCGGCCUGCAGUAGCUCCCCCAACACCGACGAGACUCCAGCCCCUGCUGUGAACUCUUCCGUCUUCUCCCCGCCUGUCCUACUGAAAUUCCAUCCUGCGCCCAGACCCAAAGACGACUCAGAGAACGACCCUGGCAGCACAGAGUCUGUGACCCACAAGAGGAGCCCAUGACCUCUUCCCUACAGACUGUGGCCCAAGGGAUAAAUAAAGUUCCUGCAGAGGUA